Tripterygium wilfordii is the source of this 2523-nucleotide messenger RNA. Its product is annotated as interactor of constitutive active ROPs 2, chloroplastic-like. The transcript has 5 exons. Lineage: Eukaryota; Viridiplantae; Streptophyta; Magnoliopsida; Celastrales; Celastraceae. The record is from RefSeq and is a predicted model, not a curated record. Bases 440 to 2311 code for a protein of 623 amino acids.
CAGCGUGGCAAAAACUAACCCACAGUACGAUUACAAUAUUUGAAGUCUGACCACUGUCAACUGACAAUUACAAAGACAGAGGCAGAGAGAGAGAGAGAGAGAGUCGGGAAGUGCGCGCAGAAGCGAGUUUCAGCAGAGCAAAGCUACACCAUCUCAAUCUCAAAUGAGGGAGAGACUGACAUUGAAAAACUAGGGUGUUCUAUGAUUUUGAAAGAGCUGCUUGUGGUCAGUUUCAGUAAAUAGUUAUUAUACUUCAGACGAAUCAAGUUUCUAGAAUCACCAUUUCUCUCAUCCCAACCAAACCAGAGCUUCUCUAUAUUUGCAGCCAAAGACCUCCUUGAAGGUAUUGCAGGUGGUGUGGGUCAGGUGGGGUUUGAAGGAGAGUACUUCUGGAUUUGCCUUUUCUACUGCCUCUUCGAAAAAAGGACGUAUAGAAAUAAUGCAGACACCAAAAGGAAGAAGUGGAUCUUCGGGAAUACCUAAAAGGAAAUUGCCAGCGAUGGCUCGAACAGCUCGCCAACUUAAAACUCCUGGAUCAGAUUCUGACUCAGUUUCUUCUCUGAAUUCAUUGAACAAAACUCCAAAAGACAGAAGUCCUAAAGUCAAUGAACGUAAAUCAGCCCGAAGUCCACUGUCUGAGAAGAAGCGCCCAGGCAGAGUGACUGAGUUGGAAUCACAGCUAGCACAACUCGAAGAGGAUUUGAAGAAGGUGAAGGAUCAGCUGAAUUCAUCUGAAUCAUUUAAAAGGCGGGCCCAACAGGAGGCCGAAGAUGCCAAGAAGCAGCUCUCAGCCAUGUCAGCGAAGCUUCAGGAAUCUCAACAGCAGCUGCUAGAGCUUUCUGCUUCUGAUGAUGUUCGGGUUCAAGAACUCUGUAAAAUUUCUCAGGAUCGCGAUAGGGCAUGGCAGUCUGAACUUGAGGCUGUUCAGAAUCAGCACUCAAUUGAUUCUGCUGCCUUGGCUUCUGCAUUGAAUGAAAUACAUAAACUGAAAGGCCAGCUGGAAAUGGUGUCCCAAUAUGAAGCUGUGCAAACAAAGCAUGCUGAGUCGGCACAUGCCGAGUUACAGAGCCUUAGAAUGGAACUAGCUGAAACUCUUUCACUGGUUGAAAAUUUGAGAACUGAGCUUGGAGAUUGCAGAGAAUCUGAAGCUGAAGCCCUGGAACUUGUUAAGAAGCUUCAAGAGCAGUUGGAAACAGCAAAUGCAGCUGUAGAAGUGCUGCGAUCAGAUGGCAUCAAAACCAUGGAAGCUUACAGCUCCAUAUCGACAGAGUUAGAGCAAUCAAAAGCCCGAGUGAAAUCAUUGGAGGAACUUGUGAGUAAACUCCAGGCAGAGUUAGUUAGCUGUAGCAGCAAAAGCUCAGCGAAUCCUACAGGCAAUUCUGAACUUCCACAGGAAAGUAAAGGAAAUGAGGAGACAAACCAUCUCAAAGCGGAGCUUAACUCUUUGAAAGUGGAAGUCAAUCAAUUGAAAUCUGCACUAGAAGCAUCUGAGACUAGGUACCAUGAAGAAUAUGUCCAGAGUACUUUGCAGAUCAGGAGUGCAUAUGAGCAAGCAGAACAUACAAAAUCAGAAUCAUGCCGUAGAGAGGCUGAAUUGGAUGAGGAACUAAAGAAAGCCAUAGCUCACAUUGAAGAGUUGAGGGGGAACCUGAUGGACAAGGAAACUGAAUUGCAAAGUAUUUCAGAGGAGAAUGAAGGGCUGAACCUGAAGAUUGGGGAACAUCAGCCAAGUCAAGGAGAACCAGAACUUCCAAGGGAGUUAAAGAGGUUGGAGGCUGAUAUUGCAGAGUUGAGAGCAAAUUUAUUAGAUAAGGAGACACAAUUGCAGAACGUAAAUGAGCACAAUGAAAUGCUGAAGAUGGAAAUUAAGAAAAGAGACAAGGAUCAGAAUACAGUUAAUGAAGAGACUGUUGCUGUGACAGAAAUGGCAAGGGCCUCGGAGCAUGAUGCUUUAAUUAGGCUCGGACAUUUGACAGAAGAGGCAGACAAAAGUAGCCGAAGAGCAGAACGAGUGACCGAGCAGCUGGAUGCAGCCCAAGCAGCAAAUACAGAAUUGGAAGCAGAAAUGAGGAUGUUAAAAGUGCAGUCAGACCAGUGGAGGAAGGCAGCUGAGGCAGCCGCUGCUAUGCUUUUAACCGGGAACAACGGGAAACUUGUUGAGAAAACAGGUUCACUUGAUGGCAACCACAAUACAAUUGGUGCAAGUUUUGAUUCACCUUACUCAGAAGACAUGGAUGAUGACUCACCCAAAAAGAAAAAUGGGAACAUGCUGAAGAAAAUUGGUGUUUUGUGGAAGAAGGGUCAAAAGUAGCUGCAUUUUCAGGUGUUUUGGGUGGUGAUAGCAGCUGUAGAGGUGUGAAGCCUGUCUGAGUCUUUAUACCAUUUCAACUUCUUACAGGUUACAUAUGAAUUAGGACAGGUAACUCAAAACAGGAAAAACUUUGUUAUAUUGUCUAAGAUGUUAUGUUCAAACACACUUCUUGGCUAAUGAAAUUGUCUUCUUAUAUUAUCUGAGAUGUUAUA